Molecule: messenger RNA, 372 nt
Organism: Lodderomyces elongisporus
Lineage: Eukaryota; Fungi; Ascomycota; Pichiomycetes; Serinales; Debaryomycetaceae
Exons: 1
Coding region: 1-372 (123 amino acids)
Source: RefSeq, a predicted model, not a curated record
AUGAAGAUUAAUAAUUUGGACAUUGCAGAUUCCAUAUGGUUCAUCUCCAAAACGGUAGCCGCAGUGCAAUACAUGCCACAAAUUGUCAUUAAUUGGACCAGUGAGAGUGUGGAAGGAUUAAAUUCAUGGUGGCUAUUUACAUGUUGUGGUACUGUAUUGCUUCCACUCAUCGGUCGAGUUGUCAAUACUAUACUUGUUCUAGGCAAAGAAGGUGGAGAUAAAGGUGGGUAUGAAUGGUUUGAGUUGCCCAUAAACUUUCCAACAUGGCCUGUGAUGGUUGGCCAAGGAAUGUCCUUGAUGAUAAUUACAAUUCAACUGCGAUUCUAUAGAGGUUUGCAAAACACGGAUAAAAUACAUUACAAGAGUGUUUAG